AUGAAUGGUGCACGAUGCGCACACACGGCAUCCGUGUUAGCCAAUGGAAAAGUGUUAGUUACUUGUGGAUGGAUUGGUUCUACUUCUAUGAGUAGUACUGAAUUGUAUGAUCCGUUAAUAGGAACGUGGACAACAACUGGUAGUAUGAAUACUAUACGACACUGGCAUGCAACAUCCUUAUUAACUAAUGGGAAGGUGCUUAUGACUGGUGGAUUGAGUGGUAGUUUUUAUCCAAAUAGUACUGAGUUAUAUGAUCCAUUAAUAGGAACCUGGGCUACCACUGGUAGUAUCAUUAAUACACGAUAUUUGCACACAGCAACUGUAUUAACUAAUGGAAAAGUGCUAGUUACAGGUGGAUAUAGUAAUGGUUCUUCUCUGCAUAGUGCUGAAUUAUAUGAUCCACUAACAGAAACGUGGACAGCGGCCGGUAGUAUGAAUAUUGCACGACAUUGGCACAUGGCAUCAGUAUUAACGAAUGGAAAAGUAUUAGUUACUGGUGGUUUAAAUACUAGUACUUCUCUAAAUAGUGCAGAGUUGUAUGAUCCAUUGUUAGGAACGUGGACAACAACUGGUAGCAUGAAUACGGAACGAGCUUAUCACACAGUAUCCUUAUUAACAAAUGGAAAAGUCUUAGUAGCUGGAGGAAGAAUUAGUUUUUCUUCUCAAGCUAGUGCAGAAUUGUAUAAACCAGUAACAGAAACGUGGACAAUAACUGGUAGCAUGAACACUGCCCAAUUUGGACAUACAGCAUCCUCAUUAACAGAUGGAAGAGUCUUAGUGGCUGGUGGAUGGAAUUUACAUGCUUGGAAUACUACAGAAUUAUAUUAG
Rotaria sp. Silwood2 is the source of this 828-nucleotide messenger RNA. The record is from the annotation of a GenBank genome assembly. NCBI's taxonomy places the organism in Eukaryota, Metazoa, Rotifera, Eurotatoria, Philodinida, Philodinidae.